AUGAAACAUGCAACUCAUUGUAACAAUUUUUUUCAUUUCUUCUCUCUUUUCCUUGAAUACAGGAGAUGCUUUCAUGCUUGUAUACACUAUAGACAACAAGGAGACUUUCCAAGAAGUGCUUCGUAUACGACAGCAAAUCAUAGACACCAAGAGAGCCAAAGGCAUCAAGUCAACUCCCAUGGUACUCGCCGGAAACAAGGUCGAUCGCGAUGACUUCCGCGAAAUCGACUUCGACGAUGCUCGUCGUGCAGUUUCUUCCGCCAAACGGUGCUCGUGCCUGGAAGUGAGCGCCAAGGACAAUAUCAACAUCGAUUGCCUUUUCCAUUCGCUCUUCGAGCACGCUAGACUACCAAGUGAAAUGACGCCGUCGCUUCAUCGAAAAGUCGGCGGCGGCGAGAACGCUGGCCCACCGGAUCUUUCACCCAAGAGCAACCCAAGGGGAAUCACACUGCGCAAGCGCAUUAGUGACGCGUGUGGCGUCAUCUCGCCCAACGCGCGUCGACCGAGUCUGCGCAGUGAUCUCCUGCAGGUGCGCAACAACGCGCUUCGGAGUGUGAAGCGAGGCGAUAUGGACGAGGAAGAAGAACCCGCGGCUGAAGGUACAGGAUUUAGAAAGAAACGUGGAUGUAUCAUUCAAUGACGGUGACGUCAUCAUUUUCAUCUUUCCAAGUGCUUAUAUGUUUUUGAAUGAUAAAUAUAUAUAUAUAACUGAUCGCCGUUUCUUUCCAGGUUUUUGCCUAUCGCUCGUGAAAAAGACAAAUCUUCCAUUAUGCAACUGAUGAUGUGAUGCACCGAGACCAACAAUAUAACUGUUGAACUGGCCAUGCUGGCUAAAUGCUUUUGAUAUUUUUUUUCUACAUAGAUAUAGGAUUAUGUGAUUUAUGAUAUAUUAGGUAAAAUAUUGUUGUAUAUGCCUAUAUAUAAUUAUAAAAGUGAGUUUAAUGUGUGCAGCAGAAAAUAGAGCUAUAAAGGCGUUUCAAAAGUGCAAUUUUUUGUGUAGGGAAUAUUAACACGGCAUCCAACGCAUUUUGUAGACAUAGCUGCUUCUCUACGAUGACCUUAACUAUCAAAAGAGAAGCAUUUUCGGCUACAUUGGCCCGUAUUCUGAAGUCUGUUUUAACUUAGACAAUGGUUUGAGUCCGUAGUAAAACUAUGAGAAGCUGAAAAUGUCAAACUUUGUUACAUGUUUACUGUAUUAUUUUCCCCUGCUCCAAUGGCGAUGAUAACUAUAUUACAUAUCAUUCCCACACAGUUAUCAAUGGUUGGAGUGCCGAAUGUGCUGGUAUUCCGAACCUCUACAAUGUGAGAUACUUGUAUACUUAACAAUUGGCUAUCCAUAGAUAAAGCAAAACUUUAAACCAGAUUAUAAUUUUAAACUCGAGUUCAGAGUACGGGCCUCUGUGUGCUAAAAAUCGGUAAACGAGGAAGUAUGGGUAUAUCUCCCCCAUUUGAUGGCUAUGUGUGUGUGUGUGUGUGGGGGGGGGGUUCAGGGGCGCAAACAUAAUAAGCAUACUAUUAGUAAGGAAAGUAACAAUGUAUAGCACAUUAUAAACAGUGUCUCAUUGAAAUUCUCAAAUUGGACUCGUUUGAAUAAACUCAGUGAGGAUUUCAUAUUUUGGGUAUGAAGGUGAUUUUAAAUGACGAAUAUUAUUCUCAGAAAAAUCAGAUGUAUGAACUUCAGUUGCUUAUAUCAGAAGAACAUCUCAUAUUCUUUUAUCAGAUGAUAAAGUAAUCGCAUGAAAUGCUUACCUAUUAAUUGAAAAAUUUGAAAAUCCAUAUCUGAUUGUUACUUGUCACUCUUUUGAAAACAAUGAGCAUGCGCGAAGAAAUUUCACUAAUUCGUUAAUGAAAUUUUACGAUUGAUUUUUAUCAUAUGUGUAAGAGGAACGGGGUCCUAGACAGCAUUUCUGUCCAUAGGCUUACUGGGUUGACUCUGAAAAAAAAGAAAUAUAUAGUGGAACCUCGCUACUCUAUGAAUAUUAUUAAAAAAGGAUGCUGCAGUCCAC
Messenger RNA from Lytechinus variegatus (green sea urchin), 2006 nucleotides. Its product is annotated as dexamethasone-induced Ras-related protein 1-like. The coding region runs from base 8 to 640 and encodes 210 amino acids. The transcript has a single exon. NCBI's taxonomy places the organism in Eukaryota, Metazoa, Echinodermata, Echinoidea, Temnopleuroida, Toxopneustidae. The record is from RefSeq and is a predicted model, not a curated record. Gene Ontology annotation, molecular function: GTPase activity; GTP binding.